UGUGUCAGUGCGAGAAGGAAAAAAAAUAUUUUUCAUUAAUUUUUCAACCACACUAGUCAAUUGUUCGUUUCCUGGAAAGUUGUAGAAUGAGUGAUAAUAUAAAUAAUAACGAGCAGAAUCGGGACAUGAACGAUAUUCAAGACGCGCCAAAUCAGGCAAACGAUUUGGUCGCUGAGGAACCAAUAAACGCUGAAGAUCUGAAUCCGAACGAUGAAGCUCCCAAUGAAGCAGCAGGCAAUCAUAGUACUUUAGAGCAACCAAACUAUGCUGCAAUCGUGGACUAUUAUUUACUCAACAAGAACAUACCCCAACGACCGAUUGGGAUGGACAUCAACAUGACCCACAAAAUUGAAACUGGAACACCCAUGACAAUUUCAUUCAUUAGUGGUGACUUUGUCUCGAUUACUACAACAAGCAAUGAAGUAAGCAUAAGUCUCAGGCCGCCUCAUGAUCCAGGCAGGGUUCGUGUGCACAUCAAUUCGCUUGAACCAACUCCUCAAUUACCGGUUGAUCCUUGGAGUUGUAAGCCUUCCGGUCAGUUCCGCUGCGGUAUAUGCCUUACUGAAAUUAACCUCGUGGAGAAUAUACGCUCCACCACUUGCGGCCAUAUUUACUGUGACAGUUGCCUGAAAAAGGCUCUGCGCGAGAAUGGCUACUGCUCCAUUUGCGGAGAAUCCCAGGAGUAUGAGAGUUCCAUACGUUUGUAUUGGUGCGGGCAUACUCCCUGAGGUCCAGCAUCGCUUUCCUUGCAUAAGCAGAAAAUAAAGGCCAGUUAGAGAAAACGGCACAUAACAAUUCUUAGCACUGCCGACUGCAUUACCGUAUGCACUGUUUACACAAAACUACAAUAAAAAUAAACAUAUAUAUCAAUACAAUACAGUAUGUACAAUAAAAUGCACUCUUCAGUGUUGGCUUAACAGACCACCA
Messenger RNA from Drosophila miranda, 927 nucleotides. RefSeq lists its product as uncharacterized. The record is from RefSeq and is a predicted model, not a curated record. Lineage: Eukaryota; Metazoa; Arthropoda; Insecta; Diptera; Drosophilidae. The transcript is spliced from 3 exons. Bases 87 to 728 code for a protein of 213 amino acids.